AUGCUUCAACUCCUAAAAGGCCCUCUGCACCUUACACCUAGAAAUUUCACUCACCUCACCACUACUCCUCUCCAGCAGAACCCCUCACCCAGAACCCGCCUACUCCUACAAAGGCAAAUAGGAACCCGCAUCAUCAUCCGCAACCCAUCAACAACCACAACAAUGCCCCCGACAAAACCCCUCCCAACCGACCUCCCAAUCCACACCUUCGCCAGCGCACCAGAAUUCGAAACCUUCCUAGAAAAGAACCACACCACCGCCGGAGGCGUCUACCUCAAGCUCGCCAAAAAGUCCUCCGGGAUCGCAUCCAUAACCGCCUCCGAGGCCGUCGAAGUCGCGCUGUGCUUCGGGUGGAUCGACGGGCGAGCGAACGGGCUGGACGAGAAAUUUUGGCUUGUGCGGUACACGCCGCGGCGGGCGAAGAGUCUCUGGUCUGCGAAGAAUGUAGGUACGGUUGCGAGGCUUGUUGAGGCGGGCAGGAUGAGGAGGGCUGGGUUGGAGGCUGUGGAGGCGGCGAAGAGGGAUGGGAGAUGGGAGAGGGCUUAUGAUGGGCCUGCGAACAUUGAGGUUCCGGCAGAUUUGAAGGAGGCGUUGGGUGCGAAUGGGAGGGCGAAAGAGGUCUUUGAGGGGUUGAAUCGAACGGAUAGGUAUUCGGUGUUGCAUCGGUUACAGACCGGGGCGGUGUCGAAGAGGGUGGAGAAAAUUGAGGCUGUUGUGGAUAUGUUGAGCAGGGGAGAGGUUUCGAUGUUAAGAAAUAAUGGGAAGGGAAAGGAGAAGAAGGAGAAUGGAUUGAAGGCGUUCAAGGUUGAGAAGAAAGCGAAGACGAAGAAGCCCAGCGUUGAAACGGCGUCUGCAAAGGUGUCGAAGCGUGUUGAGACGACUUCAUUGUCGUCUAGCGAAAGUAUUAGACAAUUACGGUCUCGCAAACCGCGUGGAUAG
Aspergillus puulaauensis is the source of this 939-nucleotide messenger RNA. Its product is annotated as YdeI/OmpD-associated family protein. NCBI's taxonomy places the organism in Eukaryota, Fungi, Ascomycota, Eurotiomycetes, Eurotiales, Aspergillaceae. The transcript has a single exon. The coding region runs from base 1 to 939 and encodes 312 amino acids. The record is from RefSeq and is a predicted model, not a curated record.